Molecule: messenger RNA, 5089 nt
Organism: Erpetoichthys calabaricus (reedfish)
Lineage: Eukaryota; Metazoa; Chordata; Cladistia; Polypteriformes; Polypteridae
Gene: cdca7a
Product: cell division cycle associated 7a
Exons: 10
Coding region: 353-1627 (424 amino acids)
Biological process (GO): regulation of DNA-templated transcription
Cellular component (GO): nucleus
Source: RefSeq, a predicted model, not a curated record
ACUCACCAGGUCCUCGCAGCUAUUGAUACAGAAUUAGCUGAUUCAUUGCGUUAAUUUAUUUAAAAUUUUAAUAAACUUAUUAAACGCUCACUUUUUGGAAAUAGUAGUAUAUCUGAAAUUUGUACAGGUUUAAAUAUGAAAACAUUGUUCACAAAAAGCGAUUAGAUACAAAUUCCCAAGUUCGUAUACCUGCGAGGGCCGUCCUCAAAACGCGCGAAAGCCGCUCGUGACCCCGCCUGCUCCACGCUGGGGCUUGAAGUCGUUAAGCCCGCCAACACUCCGCAUUCACUCAGGAGUGUCGUUGCUGCUGCUUCUCGGUGUGGUGGGUUUCAGCAGGAAAGAAGUAACGAAAAUGGAUUUCAUUCUUUCUCAAAUGCAAGCUUCUCCACACCUUUUCAGAGCAAAGGUUGUGCUUUCAAAAGUGGAUUGUAGCCAGUUCAGGAAUGUGCCACCAGUGCUGAUGGAAACUUCCUCCUCUUCUUCGUCUUCUGAUGACAGCUGCGACAGCUUUGGCUCAGAUGGCUUUGUGAAAAAACAGGUUGGCAGCAGAAAUGUCAAAGAACUGGCAGUUAUUUUUGAUGAGGACUCCGAUACAGAGUCUUUCUGCGGUUUUUCCAGUGAAGAGCUCACAGAUGUCAUGGAUGCAAUGAAAGUGGACUCAGUGGAGGAUGAGUCUUUGGAGCUGUCGAGUAAGAGUAAGACCCCAUUCAGUCUAAAGGUGGCAUUUAAGUUCCCAGCAAAGCGUCAAGGGAGAAAAAGAGCCCCCCCCACCCUUUCUGUCCCCAAGGCACAGGGCCGUAGCUCCGAUCCAGAUUUGGAAUCUGAUGAAGAGAAAGGAAUGAGCUUCAUUGAGAAGAGGGCAUUGAACAUUAAGGAGAACAAGGCCAUGCUUGCCAAGCUAAUGGCAGAGCUGAAGCACAUGCCGGGUCUUUCCAGUAUGCGGAGGUCUUUUCCUUUGACACCUAUGCAGCCGCGGAAUCCUCCUCGUCGUUUACUCGGUACAGGGCCUGCACGGCGAAAUCCAGAACGCAGCUCACGGGUUCACACCCGCUCCCGUUCACUCAUCGAUGGUCCCCCGAGCCCCACCCCUGAAGAGGAUAGUGAUGAUGACAAAUACAGCCUUGUCAGAAGGAGGAAGAUGUGGGAUGAUAUGGCCGAACCUCGCAGGAGGAGCUCAGGUGGUUUAAUGACCAUUCCUCAUGUGGUGCGUCCAGUGGAAGACAUUACUGAAGUGGAGCUGGACAACAUCUGCUUCAAUGUCCGCGAGAAAGUGUACAACAGAGAGACAGGAUCUACUUGUCACCAGUGCCGGCAGAAGACAACCGACACAAAAACAAAUUGCCGAAAUCCUGAUUGCGUAGGAGUGAGGGGUCAGUUUUGUGGCCCCUGUCUGCGGAACCGCUAUGGAGAGGAAGUGCGUAAUGCCCUUCUGGAUCCUAGCUGGUACUGUCCACCUUGUCGAGGAAUAUGUAACUGUAGUUUCUGCCGACAACGGGAAGGCCGCUGUGCUACUGGUGUCCUAGUCUACUUGGCGAAAUAUCACGGAUAUGACAACGUGCACGCCUAUCUGAAAAGCCUCAAGAAAGAACUGGAGCAAGAGGAAGAAAAUGCAAACUGCAGUUCUUAAAAUGCACUGAAAAGUUUGAACAGUCUGGUACUGUCCAAGUCAAUGUGUUUGUGCGGCUGCCAUUUACUUCUUAAAACACAUUUGUCAUCUGUACUGGUGAUCUGUUGCUUGUCAACAUCUAAAACUAAUUCAAAUCAUGCAAAUGGUUUGAUUAGUAUAAGCACUACUGCACCUAGACAAUACUUGUAGAAAGUCAUCCUGCUUUGUCAGGUAUGCCACUGAAAUAUUUUGAGGCUGUGACCAUGAGGCACCAUGGAAAAUUUAGCCUGAUCAUUUUAUAGGCUACCUGAAGGGAGGGAAUUACACCAUCCUUAUCUCAGAGUCCCAUUUGGUGGGCAAAAAUUAAACAAAUUAUUUGUUUUGCAUUCCAUGGACUACAUCCUUUAUUUUACAUUGGAGAAGUUUUUUACACCCUGGAGAUUUCCUGCAGGUGUGAACACUGGCUGGUGUUGCUAUUUCGGUUGAGGCAGCUAAUUGAGGUUUACUGUAUUUACUCGCGUAUAAGUCAGGUCUUGAAACCCAAAAAAUCAGACCCCUACUUGUAUACCCGAUCAAAAAUAUGACACUUCGAUUUUUGUUGCAGCUCAAUUACCAAUUUCUUUCGCCACUUCAACAACUUUAAAUUGAAAGCCAUCAAUUUGUUUUCUUCUGAUCAAACGCUCCAUCUCGUAGAUGAGGGGUGGAUGAAGGUGUGAGACACACAACAGUGCAAAUGUCGCUCCAGAUAGUUUAGGUAUUGCCGUGUUGUCACAUAGUCACAAUACAUAGAAAAAAAAGGCUGUGUGCUCCAUGGUUACUCUCUCAGGUGGGCGUUAGCAGAUCAUAAUCUCUUGGACCAACUGAGUAAGUUUUCCACAUUCGACUAAUACGACUAUAAUUAAGUCCCGAUCUAUAUGCGGUAGAACUUAUCCGCGAGUAUAUACGGUAGCUGGAUCAAAGUUUGAAUUUUUUUUUUUUAACAUUAUGCGAUGGUAAUAGUUUGUAAGAGAUUGUUAGGGGCAGUAUAAUCCUUUAUCUUCUAUCUCUAAACCAUAAGUUGUGAAUUUUUAAGAUGUAUUGUACUGGGUUGUCAAUCCAGCUUUCUUCCACAUAGUUCAAAUUUCUACUUGCAAAACAGAUUUAUGUAGCACCUUACAUUCAUGAGCACCAUCAUAUUGCCAUCUAAGGGUUUGGCAUGAUGGCUUGCUUUCUUCCCGGAACAAUGUCAGGAUUAUUGUUUCAUUCAUGAUCACUUAAAAGGCUGAGCUGUAGGGAAUGUUUAGCAGUCAUCUUCUUUACUCUCUGCUAGUUCUGCCAUUUGGAAAUUUUCACUGCCUGCCUUAAUGGUAGUGUGAUGUGCAUCAAAACGCAACUUUAUAGCAUCAAAUGCUUCCAAAUCCCUACGUUACUGUGUAUAGUGCCUUCUCUGAAAAGUAUUCCAAACCAGUGUAUGUGUCUAGAUCAGCAUUUUUAUAAAGAUAGGUAAGUGCAGACCUGUGGUUGGGACUCUCGGGUGCAACUCAUUACUUUUAGGAAAUCGCAGCUGAAGAGAUUUCAGUUUAUUGUACAUAGCAAAACAAAAGUAAAGCUUCCUCCCAACCCUGCUCGCCAUAACGCAUGUUUAGAAGAUGGAUGUAUGCAUAAAUGACGAGUUAUCUUUGUAGAAGUGUUCUGUAGGUCACAUCAACCUCAGGGCCGGGGAUAUACUUGACACUCUAUAAACACUUACACGCACGUAUCAUGGCUGCCUCACGUUCCCAGCUCUCUUUUUGAUGCGUCCUCUGAGCAUGUCGUCAGAAAUUAACAUGACACGUGUGGAAGUUGCAGUUCCAGCAACAAUUUUUGGAUGGUGUGCGUGUUCAAGUUUUGGUAUGUGAUGUCUGCUUAGUUGUUUACUAUCAACAUGUCCAUAAUGAUGAACCUGCCUGUCAGAACAGCUGGCAUCAGAUCACCAUGUCUUUGUAAGUGGAUUUGGAAAUGUGCAGGUUGAAAUAGAAGGAAAUUCGAGACGUGUGCUUGCAAGGCGGCCGUUGCAAGAUAACACGAUGUGGCGACAAGCUGCAUUGCACCUCCAACAGGAUCAAUAUGCGUGCUUCGAUGUUGGAUGAAUAGUUUGAUGCAGAGAAGCAAAUCAUCAAACUUAAAUGCUGGCAUCCACAUAUAUUCUUGGUGCUUUUCUUCAUCUGUUUCUCAUAUAGGCAAUACAAGCAUUGCAUAUCCCCCAUUGUAGUGACACAAUACAUUUAAAGGUCUUGCAUAACAUUUGUGUCGUUGUUUGUAGUCUUUUAUUGUACCUUUUGAAAUCCUGUUGAUUUACAUAAACUAAGAGUGCAAAUGUAGUCAGUACACUGCUUGCGUAGCAGCAGCGUACACAGUGUCAAAUUGCUGUCAAUUUGUGUUCAUUUUUCUGCUAAAAAUGUUGUAUGAAUCAAAACACUUCCUUCCCAUGUUCACAUUUACACCACUGUCAUAAUUUGUGCAAGUGUGAGGCAUUUAUGAGUUCUAUGGAAGUAGAAAACAGAAGAGGGCCAUUUGUGCCCAUCAUUGUGUGUUGUUGUUGUGUUUUUUUUUUUUUUGGUUUUUUUUACGAGUCUCCAGCACAUUAUGUCACUGAGAGCCAUGAAAAUGGAUGUUACAGAUGCCGUAUUCUGAAUGCUGUUCACUUUAUUAGAUUUUUAUUUUUUUAAUGGCCUGCCAGUGUCCCGUUUCAGUGACACAUUGUGGGCCGCAUAGCUCAUUGUUUUUGUAUCCCGUAACAUGAAUACUAGGCCAGUCUGAGAGAAAUGUAACCUUUUUUUUUUUUGCAAAAUAAAUUCUGACACGUCUCGUAAAUUGAGCUCUUUUAGCAGUUUCUUGUAUUCAGCUAGCUUACCUUUGACCAAAUUGCUUUCUCAAAGCUCUCCACAGGUUCUGUCAGGACUUUUUCAAUGCCCAGUACUGAGCUCUACAAUUUUGCCUGUGUGUAUGUGCAGACAGCAUGGGCCCUUCUUUUUUGUGGUUAGGCACUCUGUGAUUAUUUAGCAUUGUUACUUUUAAAUAUGCACAACAAAUGAUCAUAAAAUAACUGACAGCUCUGCACAUAAAACCUAAACCCGCGUGAGAAAGGUCUAAUUUUUAGGAAAUGGAUUCUGUGAGAGAGCAGGUUCUAGGCUGAUCUUAAAACGGCAGUGUCACAACCUUUUGUUUUAUAUGUUGCUUUUGCAGAUAAACCUGAGUAUUUUAGUGGCCUGCCGCCUGGAGACUGAGCCAGUUGUGUCAUUACUGGCCCUGUGCACAGCCUGCAUCCUUAACUGCUGCUUUUCUGAUUGCGGGUUUUUUAUUGUUUAGUAUUAUCUGUAGCAUAUUUGUCUUAAUGUUCUGAGGAAUGGUGCCUGAAUUUUAAGAUUACAAUUAUCAGUUGCAUUGAUAUUUGAAUUACUUUGAUACAACUGUGAAACCUGUCAUCUGUUUAUUAAAAUAGCUUUGGAGAGGGAAAAAAAUAAG